UUUUUACAUUUUUUAUUUUUAAAAAAGCUCUGCUUGUUUGCUGAUGUAAGUAUAAUUGGUAUGGACAAAGAAGAAGGUACCCACCCACAAAAACCCAGUAUGUAUGAUUGUUUGUAAUUUUCCUCAUCUUACUAACUAAAAUUACAACUAUAAUAUCAUCAUAAUCAUACUCAUGAUCAUCAUUAUCUGACUUAACUACACAAAUAUCUCUUCUUCUUUCUCUCAUUUUAUUUGGAGAUGCAAAUCACUUUGAUAUCUCCUAGGAUUCUCCACAAAGUUAGUGCCCUCUUUCUUUUUUUGGUUUCUCUCUCUCUAAAUUUUCUCUCUCCUCUCUUUCUUUUCAUGUUGAGAGAGGACUUUUGAAUUGAAGAUGCUGUUUCAACACCUCAAACAGAUUGAGUUCUUCAAGAUAGAAGAUAGAGAUCCUUCUUGGGAGUUUUGUUAUUUGUUCUACAUAUUUAGACUACUUUGGAGUUUUGGGUCAUAAUAUUUAAAACUUCAAACAAAGGUCUUCUGUAACAAAAACAAAAAUAAAAUUUGUAUUUAUAAAAGUUUUGUAAAUUAGUCUAAGAAAAAAAAAUAGUUAAUUUUAUACAACAGAAGUCUCUGAAUAUGGAUGAUGGUUCCUUUAAUCCUACAAACAAUCCGCCAGUUUUUGGAAACAUUGACUAUGAUUUAAUGGAACAGCUCUUAGAUGAUGGAUGUUGGUUACAAACAGCUGAUGGGUCAAACCUUCUGCAGUCAGGAACGAGUUCGGGUCAGGGUCAGGGUCCAAUAAGUCCAUCCACAUCUCGCGGCUUGAGUUAUCCUUCAUCAUUUUCUUUCCCUAGUUUGGAGCCUGUCUCCAGCAGUUUGACCUCACCAGGUAAUCAGCGUAGUAGCUACCGCGAAAAGUGGAGUCCUAAGGCAGAACAGGCAGUGGAUUCAGAAAAUCAGGAUGACAGCGCGAUAACACCACCAGCAGCAGCAGCAGUUCUGAACCAAGCGCGCAGCUUCUCAUGGGAAGGCAAUGAGCUGAACAGAAUCUUGUGGAUAGGACCCAAGGCGAAUUCAGGUCCUUCAAGUUCUGUCAGAGAAAGGUUGAUGAGAGCAGUAAGUAGUUGGAGAGACUUGAAUAGAAAUAGAGAUGUGCUGAUUCAGAUAUGGGUGCCUAUUAAGAAAGGACUAAAGAGUUUCCUAACAACAGUGGAGCAACCGUACUUUCACCAACCUUCGAGUAUACGGUUGCUCCACUACAGAGAUGUUUCAGAGAAGUAUGAGUUUUUAGCAGACGAAGAUACUAAACAGGCACAUGGAUUGCCUGGGCGAGUCUUCCUUGGCAAGGCGCCUGAAUGGACGCCUGAUGUUCGAUAUUUUAGGACGGAGGAGUACCCACGUCAAGUUUAUGCACGACAGUUUGAUGUUCGUGGCUCCAUUGCACUUCCUGUUUUCGAGAAGGGCAGUGGUGAUUCCUUGGGUGUUGUUGAGAUUAUCAUGACUACUGAUAAAUUCGACUAUCGUCCUGAAAUUGAAAGCGUUUGUAAAGCACUUGAGACUGUUCAUCUUAGGAGUUCAGAAAUUCUUGACACUCCUCCGGAACAGUCCGGUAAAAGAACUUAUGAUGCUGUACAACCCGAGAUAUUAACUGUGGUGAGAGCUGUAUGUGAUACACUUGAUUUGCCUUUAGCUCAAACAUGGGCUCCGUGCUCACAAGAAGGAAAAGGCGGAUGUUGGCAUUCUGAAAACAAUGUUAAUUGUGUUUCAAUUAUUGAUUCUGCUUGUUAUGUGCGUGAUCAACGAGUUAUGGAUUUUCACAAGGCCUGCUCGGACCACCACUUAUUAAGAAGCCAAGGAGGUAUAGUUGGCAAAGCAUUUGACACCAACCAGCCUUGUUAUGCUACUGAUAUCACAGAGUUCAGUAAGGUUGAAUAUCCUCUGUCUCACCACGCAAGGAUGAUUGGGUUGCGCGGUGCAGUAGCAGUAAGGCUCCGUAGCAUCUAUCAUGAGAAGAACGAUUAUGUUUUAGAAUUUUAUUUACCAUCAAAUGUUCAAGAAAAAGGUCUAGCUUUUCAUUCUAGAAUAUGGCAGUCUGUGUCAAUGGUCAUACAGCAGCAUUGCCGGUAUCUGAAUUUUAUCACAGACAAGGACUUUGAGCAGAAGGUCUUGUUCCCUGGAAAGCCGGCUGCAGAUAAUGAGACUAAAGAGACUUCCUGGUUUUCACAGAUGAUGGAACCUCAGAGAAAGGGUAAGGAGGUUGUGGUUUCACUGGAAUUUGGAGAAGACGAGCCUAGUAAAGGAUUUAAGGUGAUGAACUGGAGUGAUAACGAGCCAAGUUUACAACUUGGACAGGCACUUUCUGAUAGUGAAAACAUCAACCAAGAUUCGGGGUCUAAAGGAAUAAGUGGUACAUCGUCUGGAGGCCGACUUCCUCUAAGUGCCAGAAGUGAAAAGAGGAGGACCAAGACUCAGAAAACAAUCAGUUUGGAUGUACUCAGGCAAUAUUUUGCUGGUAGUCUAAAAGAUGCAGCUAGAAGCAUUGGAGUUUGUCCCACAACUUUGAAAAGGAUAUGUAGGCAACAUGGAAUUGCAAGAUGGCCUUCUAGAAAGAUCAAGAAGGUGGAUCAUUCUCUAAGGAAACUUCAACUGGUCAUUGACUCAGUGCAAGGGGCCGAAGGCUCCAUACAACUAUCUUCCUUCUAUUCAAAAUUCCCUGAACUUAAUAGCCCAACUACACAGCCAAAACAAAGUCAAGUAUCGUCGAUAAACUUAAACAAUCAACCAAAGCAACAACCAACAACUCAACCUGAAGGGACAAUACACCCUACAGGAGGCACAAACUCUAACUCCCCGGCCUCUACCUCUUCCAGCCAAACCUCCACUUCUAGUUACUGCUUUUCAAGUGGAGCAAAGAUGUCAUCUCCUGUUACAACCAUUGCCUCUGGGAGUAAGGAUGCAUCGACAAUAGAAGAUCCUAGCGGUUCUCUCAAGAGGGCUAGAAGUGAAGCAGAAUUACAAGUGCUAAUAAGUAGUAAAAAAGAAGCUAGCCAGAUAUUGGAAAGAUCUCAGAGCAAUAAAACACUUGCUGAGCAUCCUUCUUUUGAAACUCUGCCUCCUCUGCCAAUAACAAAAAGUUGGCUUUCGAGGGAGGCAGGUGUUUUUAAAGCUAAAGCUACUUUCGGGGAUGAGAAAGUUCGGUUCUCCAUCUUACCAAACAUGGGAUUCCUAGACCUGCAACAAGAAAUUGUGAAAAGAUUUCACUUAGAAGACUUGAGUAAGAUGGGAAUCAAGUACUUGGAUGAUGAUAAAGAAUGGGUUCUUUUAACUUGUGAUGCUGAUCUAGAGGAGUGUAUAGAUAUACAUAAAUCGUCGGGCAGCCACACGAUCAAACUUUCCAUCUCCCCUCUUUCGAGCUUGGCUAGUUCAUUUGGCAGCAGCGGUUUAUCCUAACUUCAGAAUUUGCCUGUAUGUAGUUUAUGUUCGAUCUUAUUCUUUAUCAAUAGUUACAAAGAUAGUAGUUUUUUUUUUUGUUUUUUUUUUUGUUUUUUUUUUUUUUUUUUCCAAUAAUUGGGACAUUGGGAACUUUUUUACUUCACCAGUAACCAAUCUGAUGAAUAUCUUGUAUUUUAUUUCAUACCGUUGAAUAUUUUUGUUGAUUAUCUUUGUAUUUGACAUUGUAUACUAGAAACAAAAAGAUUAUUUGCACA
Messenger RNA from Chenopodium quinoa (quinoa), 3683 nucleotides. RefSeq names its product protein NLP2-like. NCBI's taxonomy places the organism in Eukaryota, Viridiplantae, Streptophyta, Magnoliopsida, Caryophyllales, Amaranthaceae. The record is from RefSeq and is a predicted model, not a curated record. The transcript has 5 exons. Gene Ontology annotation, molecular function: protein binding; DNA-binding transcription factor activity. The coding region runs from base 613 to 3426 and encodes 937 amino acids.